AACACCUAACAAAUUCACUUCCAAUCUCUCAAUCUUUCUCUGUUUUUUUUAAGGUUCUUUGUUUCAAAAACAAUGAGCACAACAAACACAAAACACAGUUACAAACUCUCAGUGAAAAAAGCCACAAGAAGAACAAGAAGAAGACAAAUGGAAGAAAAAUGCAAGUCCAAGAAGAAGAAGCUCUCACAGAAGCUAAAAGCACUUAAGAAUUUAAUCCCUUCUCACAAUGGAGAUGAAGUCAAAACGGAUGAAUUGUUCAAAGAAACUGCUGAGUAUAUUGUUUUUCUUAGGACAAGAGUUUUCAUUCUUCAGAAGCUUGUUCAGAUUUAUGGAAACAACAAUGAGAAUCAAAUUGAUGUAUUGUUAUAGCUACCUUCACUCUUCUUCAUGCUUCUUUUUUUCUUUUUUGUUUUUUUAUUUUAUUUAAAUGUUCUAUUUAAUUGUCCUUUUGUUCAUGAAGAAAAAUGAGACAAGAUCUUUGUUUUAGUAUUUUUCUUUUCAUUUUUGUUUUUCUUUAAUUUUUCUUUUAUGAUUUUCAUUAGAUUUGUCUAGGUGCUUUAAUAGAGAAAUGUGAUUAUGUUAA
Messenger RNA from Vicia villosa (hairy vetch), 583 nucleotides. Its product is annotated as transcription factor UPBEAT1-like. The transcript has a single exon. The coding region runs from base 73 to 369 and encodes 98 amino acids. Lineage: Eukaryota; Viridiplantae; Streptophyta; Magnoliopsida; Fabales; Fabaceae. Gene Ontology annotation, molecular function: protein dimerization activity. Gene Ontology annotation, biological process: regulation of DNA-templated transcription. The record is from RefSeq and is a predicted model, not a curated record.